GUGAAGUUGAGAUUUUAGGUCUACUUCGCUUAGUGAAUAAAACCCUAGCUUGGCGCACUGACUCCGAUUCUCGGUACGCGGCCUCCAUCUACAUCUCCACAGCUAGGGUUCCUCUCUGAACCUCCAAACAUUUCUGCACGACGAUGGCUCCCAAACGAGGUGGGAAGGUCACUGUAGCUGCAAAGAAGCGGCCUGAAAAAAUUGUAAAUCCCCUGUUUGAGAAGCGACCAAAGCAGUUUGGGAUUGGUGGUGCAUUGCCACCAAAGAAGGAUUUGACUAGAUUCGUCAAAUGGCCUCAUGUUGUUCAAAUUCAGAGGAAAAGGAGGAUUCUGAAACAACGUUUGAAGGUUCCUCCUGCUAUAAAUCAGUUCACAAAAACACUUGACAAGAAUACUGCCACAAACCUUUUCAAGUUGUUGCUUAAAUAUAGACCUGAGGACAAGGCUGCUAAGAAGGAAAGACUUUUAAAAAGAGCGCAAGCUGAAGCUGAUGGGAAAAGUGUAGAGGCAAAGAAACCCAUUGUGGUUAAAUACGGUCUUAAUCAUGUCACAUACCUCAUUGAGCAGAACAAGGCACAGUUGGUGGUUAUUGCACAUGAUGUUGACCCGAUUGAGCUUGUUGUUUGGUUGCCUGCUCUAUGCCGAAAAAUGGAGGUCCCUUAUGCGAUUGUGAAGGGCAAGUCUCGUCUUGGAUCGAUUGUCCACAAGAAGACAGCUGCUGCUUUGUGCCUUACAUCGGUUAAGAAUGAAGAUAAAUUGGAAUUUAGUAGGAUUCUGGAGGCAGUUAAGGCCAACUUCAAUGACAAGUUUGAUGAACAUCGUAAGAAAUGGGGAGGUGGCAUCAUGGGUUCCAAAUCUCUGGCCAAGACCAAAGCAAGGGAGAGAGUGCUGGCCAAGGAGGCUGCCCAAAGAAUGUCUUGAGCUCCAACAUCGAAGUAGGAGGAGUAACUACCUUUGCAUUUCUUUCUACUGUUUUUGUUUGUCAAUUCUAGACAGUUUUGUAUUUGAUUGGAUAGUUUGGAUUUUCACUGUUAUAUUUAUAUCAAGAUAUGUUUUUUUCCAUUGGAAGACUGAUAUUGAAUCCACCGAGAGCUUGUGAUAGACGGAUUGCUUUUACUCGGGCGUUAUGAUGAUUCUCAUAUUUCUUUA
Ziziphus jujuba (common jujube) is the source of this 1148-nucleotide messenger RNA. RefSeq names its product large ribosomal subunit protein eL8y. Gene Ontology annotation, cellular component: ribonucleoprotein complex. The coding region runs from base 144 to 920 and encodes 258 amino acids. Lineage: Eukaryota; Viridiplantae; Streptophyta; Magnoliopsida; Rosales; Rhamnaceae. Gene Ontology annotation, biological process: ribosome biogenesis. The transcript is spliced from 7 exons. The record is from RefSeq and is a predicted model, not a curated record.